This is a messenger RNA of Peromyscus leucopus (white-footed mouse), 470 nucleotides long. Its product is annotated as fibrillin-1-like. NCBI's taxonomy places the organism in Eukaryota, Metazoa, Chordata, Mammalia, Rodentia, Cricetidae. Gene Ontology annotation, molecular function: calcium ion binding. The record is from RefSeq and is a predicted model, not a curated record. The transcript has 4 exons. The coding region runs from base 13 to 351 and encodes 112 amino acids.
GGAAACAAUUGCAUGGACAUGAGAAGAAGUCUGUGCUACAGAAACUACUACGCCGACAACCAAACCUGCGACGGAGAGCUCCUGUUCAACAUGACCAAGAAGAUGUGCUGCUGCUCCUACAACAUCGGCAGAGCCUGGAAUAAGCCCUGCGAGCAGUGUCCGGUCCCGAGCACAGAUGAAUUUGCUACCCUCUGUGGAAGCCAAAGGCCAGGCUUUGUCAUUGACAUUUACACUGGCCUACCCGUGGAUAUUGAUGAAUGCCGGGAGAUCCCAGGGGUCUGUGAGAAUGGAGUGUGCAUCAACAUGGUCGGCAGCUUCAGGUGUGAGUGUCCAGUGGGAUUCUUUCUAUAACGACAAGUUACUGGUUUGUGAAGGUGAGUGUGACUGUACCACAUCUACAAACAAAGCACCUUGCAAAUUCUACACCACUGGACUCAACUCAAGAGCUAGAAUAGAAAAAUACAUCGUAG